Molecule: messenger RNA, 969 nt
Organism: Desarmillaria tabescens
Lineage: Eukaryota; Fungi; Basidiomycota; Agaricomycetes; Agaricales; Physalacriaceae
Exons: 1
Source: RefSeq, a predicted model, not a curated record
CUUCAAACACUAAAGCCCAAACAAGAGCUGGGCCCCAAGUCAACAUGUAUGCGUGGGACACGUGUGCAAAUGGUCAACGCCUUCAUCUCAUGGAUUGCAGAAUGCAACGAUGACGUCCUUUGGUGUAGUGGUCUGGCAGGGACGGGCAAAAGUUCCCUUGUCGGGACCCUUCAUAACCUCCUCAGCUUUUAUGUGGGCAGCCGCAGUCGCCUUUCUGCAUUCAUUCGUUAUGACAGGACCGAAUAUCGGGACUCGUCAGAACUCAUCACGUCCAUCACCUACUUUUUAGGCAUGUUCGAUCAGCGCAUAGGCAUUGCCAUUGCUAAAGCUUUGGCUUCAUCCCGUACGGCAUUUAAAAUGCCGGCAUCUGAAUCCCGCACCCAGUUUCGACUAUUUCUGCAGGAGCCAUUGCAGACGGUUCGAGAAUUACAAGAUGAAGGUCCUUUGGUUAUCAUCAUUGACGGUCUUGACGAAAGUGAUGCAUCGAAAGAUUUGCUGGAGGUGUUUGCGGAUGGGUUUGGGCCGAAACUGCCAUUCAUGCGGCUCAUUGUGUCCAGUCGGCCCGAGGAAAGGAUUUCUCGUAUUUUCAGGGACUGCCAGCAAGUCCGUCACUUUCCUUUGGAUACCUCCUCAGAUGAGGUGAAAUACGACAUACAGUACUUCAUCCAGCAAAGGUUUGACAGCAUUGCGGACAAACACGUUUGGGGCACGUACGAUGAGCAAGAUGUUGUCACCCGGCUCGCCGAGCGGGCAAGCGGGCUGUUCAUAUGGGCGGCAACAGUCUGCUCGUUCUUGUGCGAUUUCCCCAGUCUCCAGAGGCUCAAGGUAACACUCGAAACUACGAUCCCAGCAGAUGCUAUGGAGGCUCUGACGAUACUAUAUCGAACUGCGCUGGAUACUAUCGUCUCGGAAGUAUAUGGAACGAAGGAAGAUGUCCGACGAUGCAUUCGUGCAGUCUUAGGGGCCGUG